AUGAAAUUUUAGAAUGCCCUUAUUGUUAGUUCAUUUUGCUAAGAUUUAACCUCUGUUAACAAUUAUUGGAUAAAUUUUGCUAUACAUAGGUUAAACUCAAAUGAUCUUGGGAGAUUGAUAACAAUCAACAGCAUGGUUAUAGUUAAUGCGCUUUUCUAUCAAUUGAAUGUGGGAUUGAUAAUCUUUUUUAAGGACAAAGAAAAACUCAUAUCAAAUUUAUCUCGUCACUUUAUGAUUCAUAUAGUAGUCUUACUAUGGGCAAUAUUUGUUAAUGGAAUAAUCAAUUAUUUACUUUGA
This is a messenger RNA of Paramecium primaurelia, 297 nucleotides long. The record is from the annotation of a GenBank genome assembly. Lineage: Eukaryota; Ciliophora; Oligohymenophorea; Peniculida; Parameciidae.